Messenger RNA from Phascolarctos cinereus (koala), 4843 nucleotides. Lineage: Eukaryota; Metazoa; Chordata; Mammalia; Diprotodontia; Phascolarctidae. The record is from RefSeq and is a predicted model, not a curated record.
CAUCCCCUCAAAGCUGAACUCAGGAUAACCGCAGAAGGGAAAGACCUCAUCUUGGACCUGGAGAAGAAUGAGUACCUCUUUGCUCCUGGCUUCACAGAAACCCAGUAUACACCAAGUGGAAAUCGUCAGGUCACACCAUUGAAAGGGGAGGAUGACUGUUUUUACCAUGGGAAAGUGAGAAGGGAAGAACAAUCCAGUGUUACACUCAGCACCUGCAGAGGCAUCAGAGGCCUGAUUGUGGUGAGCAGCAACCUUAGUUAUCUCAUCGAACCCCUUCCUGAUGGGCAAGGUCAGCAUCUUAUUUACAGAUCAGAACAUCUCAAGUUGCCUGCUGGGACUUGUGGUUAUGAGCAUUCCCAGCCCAAUGCCACGGACUGGGUUCUGCAGUUCACAAACCAAGCCAGGAAGCAUCAACGCAGGGUCAGGAGGGAAGAUUUACAGUCUAUGAAGUAUGUGGAGCUCUACUUGGUAGCAGAUUAUGAAGAGUUUCAGAAGAACCGUCGAGACCAGGUCGCCACCAAACACAAACUCAUGGAGAUCGCUAAUUAUGUUGAUAAGUUUUAUCGCUCCUUGAAUAUCCGCAUUGCCCUCGUGGGCUUGGAAGUCUGGACACACGGAAAUAUGUGUGAAGUCUCAGAGAAUCCCUAUUCUACUCUCUGGUCCUUUCUCAGCUGGAGGCGCAAGCUGCUUGUACAGAAGAACCAUGACAAUGCCCAGUUGAUCACGGGAAUGUCUUUCCAUGGCACUACAAUUGGCCUGGCCCCACUGAUGGCCAUGUGCUCUGUGUACCAGUCUGGAGGGGUCAACAUGGAUCACUCAGAGAAUGCCAUUGGGGUCGCUGCCACCAUGGCCCAUGAGAUGGGCCACAACUUUGGAAUGAGCCAUGACUCUGCAGACUGCUGCUCAGCGAGCGCUGCGGAUGGCGGGUGCAUCAUGGCUGCUGCCACCGGGCACCCCUUUCCCAAGGUGUUCAACUGGUGCAACAGGAGGGAGCUGGACAGGUACCUGCAGUCAGGAGGUGGCAUGUGCCUUUCCAACAUGCCAGAUACCAGGACAUUGUAUGGUGGCCAGAGGUGUGGAAAUGGGUACCUGGAAGAUGGGGAAGAGUGUGAUUGUGGUGAGGAGGAGGAAUGCCACAAUCCCUGCUGCAAUGCUUCCAAUUGUACUCUGAAGCCAGGGGCGGAGUGUGCACAUGGCUCGUGCUGCCACCAGUGCAAGCUGCUACCUCCAGGCACUCUGUGCCGUGAGCAGUCCCGGCAGUGCGACCUCCCGGAGUUCUGUACUGGCAAGUCACCUCAUUGUCCUACCAACUUCUACCAGAUGGAUGGCACCCCAUGUGAAGGCGGGCAGGCUUACUGUUACAAUGGCAUGUGCCUUACCUACCAGGAGCAGUGCCAACAACUCUGGGGUCCUGGAGCUCGCCCUGCCCCUGACCUCUGCUUUGAGAAGGUGAACGUAGCAGGAGACCCUUUUGGGAAUUGUGGGAAGGACAUGAAUGGAGAACACAAGAAGUGUGCCAUGAGAGAUGCUAAGUGUGGGAAGAUCCAGUGUCAGAGUUCCGAGGCCAGACCCCUGGAGUCCAAUGCAGUGCCUAUUGAUACCACCAUCACUGUGAAUGGGAAGAAAAUCCGCUGCCGGGGCACCCACGUGUACCGAGGUCCAGAGGAAGAGGGAGACAUGCUGGAUCCAGGGCUGGUGAUGACGGGAACCAAGUGUGGCUAUAACCAUAUUUGCUUCGAGGGGCAAUGCAGGAACACCUCUUUUUUUGAAACUGAAGGUUGUGGGAAGAAAUGCCAUGGCAAUGGGGUCUGUAACAAUAAACAGAAUUGUCAUUGCUUCCAAGGAUGGGCUCCACCUUUCUGCAACACCGUAGGCCAUGGAGGCAGCAUCGACAGUGGGCCCAUGCCCCCCCAGAGUGUUGGCCCCGUGGUAGCUGGAGUGUUGACCGCCAUCUUAUUGUUGGGUAUCAUCCUACUGGUGCUCUAUUACUGCAAAAGGCACAGACUGGGCCCUCUCAAACCCUCAGCUCUCCCUUCCAAGUGGAGGCAGCCAUUCAGUUGCCCCUUCAAGGUGACCCAGAAUGGUGGGACUGGCCAUGCCAACCCAACUUUCAAGUUACAGACACCCCAGGGAAAGAGAAAGGUUACUAACACGCCUGAGGUUCCUCGCAAGCCAUCACAACCUCCCCCCAGACCACCUCCAGACUAUAUGCAUGGGGGGUCCCCACCUCCCCCUCUCUCGGUACACCUCAGUAGGGACAUCAGGAACUCCCCAGGGGUCAUGACCCAAGUGGAAAGAAAAGAAUCUGUGAGAAGACCUCCCCCAAGCCGGCCAGUGCCUCCAGCUCCAAAUUAUAUUGCUACCCAGGAGUUCUCCAGACCCCGCCCACCCCAGAAAGCUCUGCCUGCCAAUCCGGUGCUGGGUCGCAAGACAUUCCCAAAGAAAGGUGGCUCCUCUGCCUUGCUGCCGCCUGUGGCUGGAAGCAGCCCCCGCUACCUUCAGCCACUAGUGACUCCAGCUCCUAAGUUUCCAGAUUUUAGAGCCCAGAGGGCUGGAGGAGUAACUAGCUCAAAAAUCUGAUCCCAACACUUGACUUGAGGAGUCCCAACUGGAGUUCCCUUUUUCCACGAAGAGCUUGGAAAUCACAAAAGAUAUCGUGGCUGUGUACUCAGGCAGAACCAUAUCUAGUCACUUGCCAUCUUAAUUAACUUACCUCCUCCCCCUACCUUCAACCUCAUCACCUCCAAUUUUUGGAUACUUUGACCCAGAAGUAGUAUGGUCUAGCUUCUUUUGGAAGCCCAAAGUGACUUAUUUCUAACAAAAUUUAAGUGUCAUUUUGUGCAAUAUAUGAUUUGGGGAGGGGAAGAGAGUAGGAACCUGGGAAAGAAGAUGAACAUUGGCUUCACCUGACUGUCAACCACUCAGCAUAUCUGCAGAGAUUGGGUCACUUACCUUCCAGUGGUCACCUAAGCCCUCCAAGACUGGCACUGGAAGAGAAAUUGGGCUAAUGAGGGAUGUCACAUCUAUCUCCUAAGCCAUCUCAUAUCAAGACUCAGCCUGGAGAAGCCAUCCUGGAGAAGGAUCCAUCUACCAUGUCUUCCAUGCCUUCUCUAAGAAGUUGGAACAAGUGGUUCAGCUCCAGGGAACCCUGGGACCCAGAGAAGAACCAGAGGAAAAUCGCUGUUGUGAUCAAGUGUGUGAGGUCACAUGAGCCAUCUUGGUUGGGAUACUUUGUGUUGAUUUCUUGUUCAUCUGUGAUGCUUAUCCUGUGGAGGUCUGAAUACUUCUCCUUCCCUACUCCCUUUCCCCCUUCUCCAUUAUUCAUAUGGGUCUUUUUUGACUCAGAUAGGUACUACAGCUAGGUUAACCUCUCCAUCUACAAUAACAUAGACAGCAGGGGGAGCGCUAUGUUUGUGCCUCCUCUGAGCCAUAAUGGUAAUGCCAAAGGUCAUGAGUACCAAUAGUCUGGGACUCUUAUCCUCCUGGUGCGUAUCAGGUACAUUCCAUUCUAGCACUAGCUACCCUGGAGUUCCACUGUUUGAUCCCUCCCCUCCCACCUCACUGUCCCUCAGGCCUUCGACUAUAAUGAUGUGUGGUGCUUUGGUGAAUGGACACUAUCAAGCCCUGUCUUCCCAGGGAUGUGGUGCGUAUAGCUAUCCUCAGGGCUCAUUAGUAAUUCCCUAAAACUGCAAGAGGGUCUUGCUUAGAAAUCUGUGUUUAUCUUUGUGUUUUGGGCUUCCUCAGGAUUGCUGACCAGAAGAGGAUUGGCAAGGCAGAGACAUUAAUGAUUGCUCUCCCACCCCCCACUUAGUUUAUUUUUAAUUUUGUUUCAUGAAAUCAGGGGUAAAAGCAGACAUUUUGGUUUUCAAUGUGAAUCUAAGGAAUUGCCAUGUGACUUGGAUUAACUCUGUCUACCUGGUCAGGCUGUCUUUUAUCUAAUGUUCAGCCCUCUCCAGUCAAAUAUUCCAGAAAGAAUACAUCCCUUGAAUUUCCCAACUCUGAAAAAUGUUCUCCCUAGCACAAGACCCAGAAGAGUGUCCAGAUCGCAAAUCCAUUUGGAAUGUUGCUGCAGCAUUCUUCCUGCCAGUCAGCUCACAGCCCCUUUAUAAAUGGUCCAUCCUAAAUGACCCAGUUCCUCAUAGAUCUGUGGGAGCUAUCCCAGAAAAGAAUAUUUGCAUCUAGGGGAGACAAUGAAAAGAAAAAUGGCUUCAUUAGCCAUUUGUACAUUGACAGAGAUUCCAGUUGUAAAGCCAGCUGUUUUCUCUAGCCUUCUGGAAGCCUCUCUCCUGAUCCCUAGUUAUAGGAGAUGGACAGCUGAGAUGUCUAGCUGAUGGGAGAAGGGCAAGCCAGGCAUUUAAUUCUAAAAUCAUUUCUCCCUGAAACAACACGGAAAGGAAACUAAUGAUUUACUUUUUCAAAAACCUCUUUCUCCUUCCUACUCCUUGUCUCCACGAAUGGGCAUUGGGAACUGGAAAUAGGUGAAUUUUCUCUGGAUCUCUGACCCAUGUAUUGUUUCUGCCUCUAUUCUGUAUAGGCAGGUCAAGCUGAUAGAAUCUCAGGCUACAAAGAGCUUUAGUCACUGCCCCUGUACCCUGAUUCCCAUUUCUUUACCAUGCCUAAGAAGCACUGCUCAGGAUAGAAGCCCAAGAAAAUCCCAGGGAAUAUAAAAUUCAGAAACCAACUGGAAAGGUACUCCAGUCCCUUUCGAAGCUGUAGGCUGAGGCUUUGCAAAAACAAAACCUUCCAAAGUAAACUUUCAGUACAUGGGCAUGUGUGUAUGUGAGAGAGACAGAGAGAGACAGAGAGAGAGAGAGAGAGAGAGAGAGAGAGACAGAGAGAGAGA